Molecule: messenger RNA, 2400 nt
Organism: Dissoconium aciculare CBS 342.82
Lineage: Eukaryota; Fungi; Ascomycota; Dothideomycetes; Mycosphaerellales; Dissoconiaceae
Exons: 1
Coding region: 1-2400 (799 amino acids)
Source: RefSeq, a predicted model, not a curated record
AUGGCUGCUAGCACACGCGAUCGCAUCGGGCUCUCAACCGGUCCUCUUCCUGACCGGGACAUGUUCCCAACGACGUCUGACCUGACGACGUCGACGGAUCCUCCUCCUGCCAAAAAGCGAAGACUCAAGCUCAGACCUCCUAGGCCCAUCUCAAGUCCAGAGGAUACCAUCGCUGUCUCGCGGACAAAGGGACUGCCAGCGAGCCGGAUCAAGCGGAAUUCUGACCUGCACAGUGAGCAAAGCGAGCAGGCUGAAUCAAGCAUAAUCCCCAGAAAUGCGCCAUUUGCAGCGAGCGUCGCAAAAUCAACAAAAAGUGGUUUCAUUCAUCACGAUUCUACCGACGACGAAGUCCCACGCGCGGCUGCUGCGCCAGAAGAUUAUGGUGAUUUUAUGUCAUAUUACAUUUCAACCAGCGACGCUCCAGAUCAAGUGAGUGCUGGCAACAAAGCGAAACCCAACAAAGCAGCUACCAAGAAGCGCAAGACGAGGAGCCUUCCGAAUGAGGAUGCAUCGUCCAGGACGAAGCAACAAGAAGUGAGUCGCGAUGUCUCCACUUCGGUGAAACCAACUCUCGCACCCAAGCAAACGGAUCCUUCCAAGUCCGCUCCUGACGCUCAAAGCCACUAUUCCAGGGAUCUGGCCACAUCUAAAGAUCGCUUUGCCGAUACAGAUUUGAUGCCCAUACCCUGCGAGCGACGUGGGUCAAGCCAGGUGGCCAACCAUGGACCCCCUGUGCCUCACAACAACCGUCGACCAGUGCUUCAGUGGAUCGAUAUCGUCCCAGCUCCCAAACCCUCUCAACCCGACAGCAUAUCUGAUAUGAUCAAGAAGGUCAAUAAGCUCUCAUCAUCUCUCGCUGGAAUUGGAGGCACAGUUGCACAGUACCCACCACCAACCCUGCCUGUCCCCAACCCGACAGGUUCACCACGCCGUUCUGACCAUGAGCUUUCUUCGCACCACCAAAGCCACAGCCUUGUUACAGAUGUAGAGAUUACUCUUCCCGAAGCAGGCUCAGACGACGAUCCCUUGGUGCAUGGCAUAUAUUUCAUACAGAACGCUUUGAGGUCGUGGGCACAACAACGACUCGCCUCUGAGACAUUCCGUCAAUAUCAGAUACAAGCUCAACAGCAUGCAUCCACAGUGGGGCAUUCAGGUUGUGGACUGCCAGCGACACCCCAUGGCUCGGCCGAUGAUAUCGUCGUCACGUGCGAUCUUGCGGCUACUCCGGAGGGAGUGACAAUCCAAGCCUUUCAGGAGGUGUUGGACUCCGGUUGCUUGCGAAUGAAUUUGAUGAUACCGCGGGAGCUGUCUCUCGCUCUUUGCCGACUAUACGUACAGAUCGAUCAUCUCAUCAAUCAGGAUCAGCGAAACGGAACGCAAUGGCAGUGUAUGUCGUAUGGAGCCCAGCUAGCUGCGCAUUACAAGCGAAUCGGAAUAUGGCAAGACACGCAAUCUCGAAGUCAAUCAGAACUGAUCAAGCAGCAACAAAUGGUAGAUACACAACUAAUGAAUCAGCUGAAUUCAACAGGUAGUCCGCUGACAGCUAGUGUUGCCGCGCAGGAGAAGCCCAAUAGUGAACGCGACGGAGCACCAGACCUGCGUGCGAAACUUCCCACUUUGAUUCCACGCUCAUCACAAGAUCUGUCCGGGUCAACUAAACUGCGUCUUAAGCCGGACCUGAAGCAAAGUACGCAGACUCCGGUAGCGCCAGGGUCACAACCCUUCCUUCCCGCGGCUAUGACGCGUUCAAGUAAGGCAUCGAGCAUCUCGCUGAGUACGCCAUCCCGUUCGAGCAAGAACUCAGUCAUACACGACGAGCAGCAUACGGCCAGAGGUGGCUUUAUUGCAAUCCCUGCUCAGACUCGGCUCUCAAUCAACACGCCUGGCGACACCAAUGAAACACCGUUUGAGAUACUUUCCUCUGAUGCGGCUGCACCACAGCAGUCUGCGAGCACUUCAGCGGCAGCGCUUCGCCAAAGUGGCUCAGAUGGUCGUGGUCGGCGCCUCGCUCGAUCAUCAUCAGCCGCAAUUAUCCCUGCACAGUCCCCAAACGGAACAGAAGCCAAGGAUAGUGCAGAGAAACAUUUUUCAGGCAAGCUGCCUCGCAAUUCGCUGAAGUCCCCCGUCAGCUUGAAGAAUACCCGCGUAUGCUCCUCACCAGCAGCGGCCCACACUAAGCUCCCUCGGUCUGAUGAGCUCCGGACUCGAGAGUUGUCGCGCACCAACGGUACGAUAGAUGCUGCUACCAUCGUGGGCCGCCCACCAGACACAGAUUUGUCGCAAAGCAUCACGGAGAAUCACGAAAAUCCACAGCCUUCGAUGUCGCCGCAAUUAGGAAGGUCAAGGCGAAUCCGACGCAGUAGUCGCAAAUUGGAAGAAUCCAAGGGUAUUGAAGUGUGA